This is a messenger RNA of Racocetra fulgida, 240 nucleotides long. Lineage: Eukaryota; Fungi; Glomeromycota; Glomeromycetes; Diversisporales; Gigasporaceae. The record is from the annotation of a GenBank genome assembly.
AUGGUUGCUACUCGAAAGCAGGAUUAUGGAGUAGGUCAACCGGUUUCAAAACAUGAUGAUAAACUUAAAGAAAAUGGUCACGAUCAAGAAUUUGGUGGUUCUUCUGAUUCUGAGUUACCAUCUACUCAAAAAUUAAAUAUAAACGUUACUCCUUCCACUUCGAGACGGCGACGUGUCAAUCGAAAAUCUCAAGAGAAGAAACCUGAUACGAUUAAUUUUCGUAAACAAAAAAACCCUUCG